Neltuma alba is the source of this 569-nucleotide messenger RNA. RefSeq lists its product as uncharacterized. Bases 132 to 371 code for a protein of 79 amino acids. NCBI's taxonomy places the organism in Eukaryota, Viridiplantae, Streptophyta, Magnoliopsida, Fabales, Fabaceae. The transcript is spliced from 3 exons. The record is from RefSeq and is a predicted model, not a curated record.
UGGACCUGUCGUGAGCAAAACCCUAUUUUGUUGAGCGAGCUUGUACGCACGAGGUGAGAGCGCUAGCUAUUCGAACGUCGAUUGAGACGCCGGUGGUGCUGUUCCAUCGCCGUUGAGUUUGGACUUUGAGCAUGGCUGUCAAGUACAUUAUACCUGCUCUAGCAGGGUCAUUUGCACUUGCAUGGGUCUUUGAUCAACUUGUUGCUGAUCGAAAGAUAUUUGGAGGCACUACCCCCCAUACAGUUUCAAAUAAGGAGUGGUGGGAAGAGACUGACAAAAAAUUUCAAUCAUGGCCUCGUACUGCUGGUCCACCAGUGGUCAUGAACCCCAUUAGUCGCCAAAAUUUCAUUGUCAAGUCCCGCUCUGAAUGAAUCUUCAAGAAGAUUUCGAUGGUUGAUAGACUCUUUGUUGAUGGGAGAUAUGUCUCUAACGCCAAACUCUAUUUGAUGCGAGAUUGUUGUAUGAGUCAAUGACUCUAGUUUGAUCUCAUUUCUUUCCUGCUUUUUCGGAUUUUAAUUACCGUGUGAAUACUCUAUAAUCUAAAUAAUAUUCAGCAGUCAUUCAAAUUC